AUAAUCCCAGGAGCAACGGACUACUUAGACCUCAGUGAGCGUCCAUUCCUGUCGUCUGGCAAUGGGGAACAUUGGGGUUGGCAAGGUGGGGAUUACUGCCUCCAGAAAGAUUCCAAUGGUGGCGUAUCUCAAUGUUUAUGGAACGAAGUGACUCUGAAUGGCGAAGAUCUUUCCUACAUGCUUGAUGAAACAACACCUGUUAAGGCUUGCGGGGAUUUGGCGUACCAUGUUAAUCAUAAUGAUAACGUGAACAAGGAACCAGAAGAACAGAGGGAGACUUGUUUGCAAUUAAAAAGGCGUCGGCUACAGUUUGACACUCAAUUAGAAGAUUCCCCCUUUUGUGAUGAAGAAAUAACUUCUGUGUUUUUAAAAUCAAAUGGGACAGAAGAGUCACUUGAAGAAGUUUUCCCUCAAGCAUCACAGUGGGAUUCUGGAUAUCAAGAUUUGUCUGCCUCCAGUUACAAUGGCCUGGAUCAGUCAUCUGAGGGUUGGAUUGCAGACUGUUUUAAUGACUCAGAGAUGCAUUCUAGUCCCAAUUACAUGAAUUUCCCUGGAGCAUCUGAUAUUCAAAUUGAUAUUUCAGAUUUCUGCAAUGACCCACCUGAGUUCGAAGCUAAUGUGGUUCAGAAACGUGUUACUCGGACCCCUCGAAAUGUUAUUUUUAAAGGUACCAAGUCCUUCAUCCAGACACCCACUAAGUUAGCUACUUCUGUUGCCUAUCCAUUUGCUUUCAUCAAACCCUGUGGAGUUCACGGAGAUGUUACGCUGAAUGAAAUAAACCAACGGAUUCGCACUCCACCAUCAAAAUCAAAGCAAAAGAAUGAAGAUCCCAUUUCUUACCCUAUGUCCGCUUUUUCUGGGAAGCCUGUUGUUGGCAAAACUAAAAUUCGCACAGAGGGAGGGAAAGGAAGUAUUACAAUUAUGAGAACUAAAGGCUGA
Molecule: messenger RNA, 939 nt
Organism: Dovyalis caffra
Lineage: Eukaryota; Viridiplantae; Streptophyta; Magnoliopsida; Malpighiales; Salicaceae
Source: the annotation of a GenBank genome assembly